GAAGCCACUGGUUACUGAUAAUCCAAAUCCACACCUAGUUCUAGAAUUUGUUGUGGACUCCUUGACAGCACAUGUGAGAAUGGGUGAAUCCAAACAAGAAAGAUUCUGGAAGAGAGUGGUUGCCCUGAGAAAUGUGCAACUGAUUUCCUCAGCAGACAAAAGAGAUGAAGUUGGACAAAGACUCAAUCUUUCACAUGUAGUAGCCAUUCUAAUGGUGGUUGUUAACAAUGGGAUGACAAGUUCAAGCAGAAGAGGUGUUCGGGAUAAAGAUGCUGAGCUGCUGACCUGUGGUUUCUCCUUUCCUGGCAAUGCU
Rangifer tarandus platyrhynchus (Svalbard reindeer) is the source of this 313-nucleotide messenger RNA. The record is from the annotation of a GenBank genome assembly. Lineage: Eukaryota; Metazoa; Chordata; Mammalia; Artiodactyla; Cervidae.